AUGUCCACCCCAGCCUCCGUUUGCACAAUCUGCCAAAAUCCAGACAGUAGUAAGAGAUGCAGCGCUUGCAAAGUCACUCGCUACUGUAGUCACGAAUGCCAGAAGAAGGGCUGGCCUCUUCACAAGCCCGUCUGCAAGUUCCUGCAGAACCACCCGCCUGACUCGGAGCCGCAAGAAAUCGAAGGCGUCAAGAUACACUCACCGCAUACCCGAUAUGAGAGCGUAAAGUUAUCAUCCAAGCAUCCUGUGUUCGGGACGAAGGCGCUGCCGAUUACGGUCAAGUUCGAACUCCCGCUUGUCAUGUAUAGAGAGAUGGAGGGCUUACCACGAGGACAGGAGACGGAUAAUCAGCACGCAACCUGGUUGAACAUCGACCCACAAAGUGGUUUCGCUCCGCCUCAUUGGCAAGGCGGCAUUGGCACCGUCGUUGUCGCUUCCGCAGAUGGCAAGCCGUUGACCGUUGCGACCCUUUCUGCCGUCACCGACUACGUUAGUCUUAUCCUGGAUAAGUUUGGAGAUGGAGCAGGAGCCCCGACAGCCAUGUACUCCCGGGCGAAGCUGGACUCCUGCCUUCUGAACGAGGCCAGAAUAGGUUUGAUGUGUUCUUCCAGUAAGCGAGAGGCGUUUACAUGCAUCCCAGACGACGAGAGCUCCCCGCGUUCAGGACACAGCACAAGUAAUUGCUCUGAGAAGCAAAGAUUAUUCUCAUCCGAACGCAAGUCUAUAAAGCCACCUCCUGAGCAACUAGAAGCUGGGGAUUAUGAAAUUAGUACUGCACUGUGCAACCAGGCCGUAGAGCAUUUCGAUCAUGUCCCAUUGAAGCCAGUGCAUGUCUACAAAGACGCUCAGGCGAACCCAACCGAAUUACGGCACCUGCAAGAGGGAACGGCCGGUGAUAGUAGAGUUCUGCAGGAGGAGAGUGGUGAGCACAGUAGGGGUAUUCAUCCAGGACAACUACUCAAUAUCACCAUCACCAUCGCUAUCAUCGAAAAAGAAAAAAAAUUCGAUAACAGAGAAUAUGAAAAAUUACCCAACGGCUUCAACGACGACAUUGGUCGCCCUCCUAUCACAAAGGUUACAAUCCAGAGCAUCGACCAUUUCCCUCGCGGUGUUCCCGUAAAAGGGUUUCUUUACAAGUGCUGUAUACUAUUUAGUACUUUAGCAUGGAAAUUUAAACACCUGAUGAGUGCUGCAGAUGAUCAAAGCUCAAAAUGUUGUCGCUCAUUUAGUGAAUCCUUGAUCUGCUUCUCACCUUUCGACGUUGGAGCUGUAAAGGCCCAGAACCGAGAUGAGAGACGGUUCACAACGCAGAGAGAAUCGACAACUAACAUAAGAUUUGAUGGCAGAGGGAAAGAAGCUGCGGAUAGUAACCCGCUAUAUGCCGCGAUUUAUUUCACAAAUGAGUUCUUUACACGAUAG
Molecule: messenger RNA, 1419 nt
Organism: Drepanopeziza brunnea f. sp. 'multigermtubi' MB_m1
Lineage: Eukaryota; Fungi; Ascomycota; Leotiomycetes; Helotiales; Drepanopezizaceae
Source: RefSeq, a predicted model, not a curated record